Messenger RNA from Mycena indigotica, 1032 nucleotides. RefSeq lists its product as uncharacterized. The transcript is spliced from 14 exons. NCBI's taxonomy places the organism in Eukaryota, Fungi, Basidiomycota, Agaricomycetes, Agaricales, Mycenaceae. Bases 1 to 1032 code for a protein of 343 amino acids. The record is from RefSeq and is a predicted model, not a curated record.
AUGUCGGCUCCUCCCGUCCCCCAACUCCCGCCAUUGGACUCGACCUACGGCGUAUGGCUCGUAUCCUUGUUCGUCGAGACUAUUCUUUACGGAAUGGGCAUCCUGCAAGCAUGGAUCUACUUUGCCAAUCGGCCUCAAGACUCGUUGUCUAUCAAGCUCACGGUCUUGAUCGUCGUUGUCCUCGAAACCUUACAGGCCACCUUCUUUUUUCGCUCGAGCUAUCUCCGCUUCGUUCAAAACUUCGGAGUCUUGACUGCUGUGCUUAACUGGGUCGAUUCUGUGCAACUCCUUUCGUCAUAUCUCGGUGCCUUUGCCGUUCAACUCUUCUUCGCAAGCCGGGUUUAUAGAUUGACCCAAAACACUCGGAGCUGGUUUGCCAAGAUCGGAAUGUAUGGCAUCUUCUUUUUCGCCUUCAUUUCCGUUGUUGCCGGUAUCGCGCAAACAGCCUGGACAAACGCUAUCGGCUCCUUCCUCAAAUUGGAUGAGACAAAGGCUGUCACUACUGUCCAAGCUGCUACUUCGCUUGCCUGCGACUUGCUUAUCACGCUCUUCCUUUGUGUCUUCCUCACCAGCCAGAAGGGUGAUAUCAAAAAGACAAACGUUAUGAUGGAUAGGCUCAUCUACGAGGCAAUCAAUCGCGGCACCUUAACUGCGUUGGCGUCUGGAAUCAACCUUGUGCUGUUCCUUGCUCUUCCCGACACGUUCUGGUUCUUCCUCGGUCUCGCGCCCAGCUCGAAGUUGUACAUGAAUAGUAUGCUUGCCACGCUCAACAACCGACAACGCAUUCGCGAUCAAGUUGCUUCUUCUGCUGACAAGGGUUGGAACUCGAUUCCGAUGGGCUCCAUGGCGCAUACUGCUGGUGGACGAUCAAUGGGACCUAUCGAGUUCAAGGCACACGGUAAUGACACCAAGAGCAACUUUGAAGGCGACGUCUCGAUCAUUGACGCGAUGGCCAACAAAAGUUUGGAAGUCACCGACAAUGCAGUUAUGGGUGUCCACGUCAAGGUUCAGCGCCAAGUCUUGGCUCGUUAA